AUGAAGCACGAAAAGAAUUUUGAGAAUCUAAAGCAACAACUUGGUUUGCUCAGGAAAGAAGGUAACAUUCUGAAGUGCAAAGGCAGACUGGGGAAUGCUCCACGGGACAUCACAGCGAGUUACCCUAUUCAGUCACCAAGACGACAUCAUGUGACAAGACAGAUCAUGGAAGCCAUUUGAAGAAAACGCUUCAUCAGUGUGUUAUCUGCAAGAAACUAGAACGAUUGCCUUACAAGGCCCCCAAAAAAGCUGAUCUAUCCAAAACAAGGGUCACCAAUAUAUCCCUGCAUUCACACACGUGGGAGUUGAUUUUGCCAACCCAUUAUUUACAAAGACCACCAGAGGCACAGCCAAAACUUACAUCGGCCUGUUUACAUGUGCUACAUUCAGAGUAA
This is a messenger RNA of Pocillopora meandrina, 395 nucleotides long. Lineage: Eukaryota; Metazoa; Cnidaria; Anthozoa; Scleractinia; Pocilloporidae. The record is from the annotation of a GenBank genome assembly.